Messenger RNA from Syzygium oleosum, 2064 nucleotides. RefSeq names its product F-box/LRR-repeat protein 4. The transcript has 2 exons. Bases 37 to 1470 code for a protein of 477 amino acids. Gene Ontology annotation, molecular function: protein binding. The record is from RefSeq and is a predicted model, not a curated record. NCBI's taxonomy places the organism in Eukaryota, Viridiplantae, Streptophyta, Magnoliopsida, Myrtales, Myrtaceae. Gene Ontology annotation, biological process: SCF-dependent proteasomal ubiquitin-dependent protein catabolic process. Gene Ontology annotation, cellular component: SCF ubiquitin ligase complex.
AGAAGAAGAUACAGAGGAAACAGAGAGAGGUGGAACAUGGACAACGUCUUGUGCGACGAGCUUCUCCAGGAAAUCUUCACCCGCCUCUCGCCGUCGUCGUCGCAAUCGUCGCCGUCGUCUUCUGCGGUGCCUCUGGUGUCCAAGCGGUGGCUCCGCCUCUACCGCGAGUCCAGGACUGCCCUCUCCCUCCGUCUCGCCCCGAGCGCCGCCCUCAUCCCCGCCCUCUCCUCCCUCCUCGCCAACUACCCCGCGGUCUCCUCCCUCUCCCUCGUCCUCUCCUCCGACCCUUCCUCCGGGGCCUUCUCCGACAACCUCCUCCUCUUGCUCUGCUCCCACUGCGCGCGGCUCAGGAGCCUCAAGUUCUUGGCCGGUCCGGUCUCUGUUUUCUCCCUGCUCUCUCUCUCGAGGACCUGCGCCCACAUGACCCACCUCACCGUUUCUCUCUCUAGGCCUCUGGUUUUCAGUUGGGUCGUCAGGUUGCCUUCUCUCAAGGAGCUCUCCGUGCUGGUCUCAUCUGGGGAUUGCGUGGAGGGUGAGUUUCGGGGAAACGGUGAUUAUGGGGUUCUUGAAAGUGUGGAGCUUGAGGCUGAGUUAGGGCUUGAGAGCCUCUGCUUAUCUGGGGUCUCCAGUGAGGACUGGGGAGUUAGUUGGCUGUGGCGGAGCUGCAAGAAGCUGAGGAAAUUGCAGUUGAAGGGCUGUGAAGGGAUCGGCGAUGGAGGGUCUUACGCAUCGUUCGGUAGGUGCUUGAAGGGUCUUCAAGAAGUUGAGCUCAGGACUUGUAGGAGCAUAGUGGAUGGUGUUCUUGUGAAAUUGGCCGAGAAUUGUGAGUUUCUGAGCUCUCUCUUGCUAUACGAUGGUGGUAGCAGGGAUAGCCUUCUUCAUUUCAUAAACAACUGCCGGUGCGAUCUGCGAAAGCUUGAUCUCCGCUUGCCUCUCGACUUGAAGAACGAUCAUCUCUUUGCUCUGUCUCUGCAUUGUAGGAAUAUGUCGAGUCUCAGGCUUCAAAGCUGUUGCUUGGUCACUGGUGAUGGCCUAAAGACUUUUGGAAUUGCAAUGAAUGGUGGGCUCCAAGAAUUGGCAUUGAUAAACUGUGAUGUCGUGGAGAGGGAGCCAGGCCUGCUUGCCACAUUGGGGCAACACUUGGGGCAACUGAGGAAACUGGACCUGUCUUACAAUGAGAUGCUGCCUGAUAAGGAAUUGAUUGCAAUGCUCGCUUCGUGUUCCCAUUUGGUCGAUCUGAGGCUGAGAGGGUGCAAAGGGCUCACGGACCCGGCCAUCCUUUCGAUUUACAGGAGCUGCAAGCUUCUUGAGAGCGUCGACCUCAUGCAUUGUUGCGGGAUCGGAGAGAAGGCCGUGGAGUCGUUGAUAACCAACUCUCCUCGGCUGAGGAGGCUGCAGGUCGAAGAAAGCAAGUUAUCCGAUGCCGCUAAAACACAGGCGUCCCAUAAAUUCAUCGAGGUUGUGGCCUGAUCAAUCAUCGAACCAUGUAGGUACUUGUAAUUUAUGUGUCAUUUACUGAAAGUACAUGAAAACUAGUACAAAAAAGUCACCACACCAGUUCUCUUUCUGGCUAAGUUGCAAUUCAUCGUUUCAAUAAACAGGAAGCAGUUAUUCAACCUGCUAAAAUUGAUUUCUUGUAUUGAUGAUCGAUGUGUAAAUAAACAAAGUUAUCUUCGUCCUUUCGGAUCUCGCCUUUUGCCGCGUUUCGAUCACAAAAAGAGCCUAAGGAAUGGAUUGAAGUGAAGCUUUUCAAAGUUCACAGAGUCUUUCGAAUAUGAAGAGAGGCUCGCUUUCCUCCCUACAGAUGCAAACAUAACGAGUUCGAUUUCGCGCAGAGCAGAGGUUCUUCUUCAUGGUGCAAUCACGCAAGAAUUCCCUGCGUUCGUAUCUCGUCCAUUAUGUAUUGUGUGAAUUUUCCUGUUAUGGUCAGUGUUGUUUCAAAUGAAAUCCGCAAUCUUGAACGUGCAUUAGCGUUGCGAUUUGCAGACCCCCUUCCUGUAUUUAAAGCUAUUGCAGACUGAAAAUGAAGCUUUGCGACAUAGAAUCAUGUCGCCAUAUAUCUCC